AUGCCAAUUCUAUCUUCGAAUGUCUUUCAUGAUUUCUAUCGUUUAAAUCCACAUUGUCCAGGGAAGGGAGAAAUCAGUCUAUUCAUAUCUAUCUAUCUAUCUAUCUAUCUAUCUAUCUAUCUAUCUAUCUUAGUCUAUUUAUCUCAGUUUAUUCAUAUCUAUAUAUCUAUCUCAGUCUAUUCAUAUCUAUCUAUCUAUCUAUCUAUCUUAGUUUAUUCAUAUCUAUCUAUCUAUCUAUCUAUCUAUCUAUCUCAGUCUAUAUCUAUCUCAGUCUAUUCAUAUCUAUCUAUCUAUCUAUCUAUCUAUCUAUCUAUCUAUCUCAUCUAUUCAUAUCUAUGUAUCUAUCUUACUUUAUUCAUAUCUAUCUAUCUAUCUAUCUAUCUAUCUAUCUAUCUAUCUAUCUAUCUAUCUAUCUAUCUCAGUUUAUUCGUAUCUAUCUAUCUAUCUAUCUAUCUAUCUAUCUAUCUCAGUCUAUUCAUAUCUAUCUCUCUAUCUCAGUCUAUUCAUAUCUAUCUAUCUAUCUAUCUAUCUAUCUAUCUAUCACAUUUCACGAAAUCUAUCUAUCUAUCUAUCUAUCUAUCUAUCUAUCUAUCUAUCUAUCUAUCUAUCAAGAUUUCAGUGGUCAACUGGAUCUUUCUACAACUGGUUGACUGGAUCUCUUUCUCUCUCUCCCCCACAUUCUGUCUUCUUUUAUCUCUCGGUUUUCCACUAUCACUGUUUCUUUUUAUCUCUCUUUUCUCUCUAACUCUCUCGCUAUUUUUGUAUCUAUUCUCUCUCUCUCUCUCUUUUGUAUUUUUUGUCUUUCUCUUUUUUCUUUCUUUCUUUCUUUCUUUCUUUCUUUCUUUCUUGCUUUUACCGUAUUUUUCUUUUUCGGCGUUUCUCUCUCGCUUUUUGUUUUUCUUUCCGUAUCUCUCUUUUUCUCUCGGAUUUUCUUUACCAACCACUUUUUCUUCUUUUCCGCUUCUUUUGCUUUUCUUUUCUUUUCUUUUUUUUGCUUUCUCUGUCUUCUUUUCUCAAUCUUCUAUCUCUCUUGCUCUGUGUUUCCCUUUCUAUGUCUCUUUUCUUCUCUCGACAUUUCGCAACCAAUCACUUUCUCCACUUUACUUCCUGUCUCGCUCUGUCAUUCUUUCUUUUUUGCAUUAUUUUAUUUCUCUAUCCGUCUCACCCACUCUCUAUUUUUUGUCACUUUCUUUGUUGAUCUUUCUCUCUCGCUCUGUGUCUUUCUUUCUCUGUCUCCUUUCUUUUCUUGGUCUUUCGAUUAUAAUCAAUUUUUCUUUUUCUCUCGUUGUAUCAUUCUUUCGAUUUUGUUUACUGACUUUUUUUUUUCUUUGUCUCUCUCUCUCUCUCUCUCGCUCUCUCUGUAUUUGUCUCCCUUAUUCUCUUGAGCUUCGCCAUGAACCACUUUUUUCUUGUCUGCCUCUCUCGUUGUCUUUCUCUUUUUUGUAUUUUGUUCUCUGUAGGUGUCUCGCGUUCUCUUUAUUUUUGUUAAUAUUUCAUGGUCUUUCUUUUUCACUUCGUGUCUGUCUUUCUCUGUCUCCCUUUUUCUCUCGAUCUUUCGCUAUCAACCAGUUUCUUCUUUUUUUCUUUCUUUCUUUCUUUGUAAUUUUUUUCACUAUCUGUCUCGGUCUUUCUUUCUUUCUUUCUUUCUUUCUUUGUCUUCCUUCUUCUUUUGGUCUUUCAAUCACUUUAUUUCUUUUAUUUAGUUAUCUUUCUUUCACUGUUAAGGUCUUCCCCCUCUCUCUCUUUCUGUUCAUAUUUCUCUACUUCUCUUCUUCACUCGGUCUUUCGCUAUCAAUCACUUUCUUACUUCUUUCUUUCUUUUAUUGUGUUUUUUGUCUUUCUUUCAUUAUCUGUCUCAUUUUCCUUUCUCUCUCUCUCUCUCUGUUUGUCUUUCUAUGUCCCCUUCUUUUCUCGAACUUUUACUAUCAAUCAUUUAGCGUGUUUCUAUCUCUUAUUCUCAUUCUAUUUCUCUCUUUUUGUUUUAAUAUCUCUGCCUCAAUCUUCAUGUCUCACUUGCUAGUUUUUAGUCUUUUGUGCUUCCUUUCUUUUUCUUUCUUUUUCUCUCGUUCUUUUUGUUUCACAUUUUCUCUUCCUCUCUCUCAUUCUGAUUUAUUCUUUCACUCUCUAUCGCUCUCCGACUCUCAUUCUCUUUCUCUUACUCUUUUUAUCAUUGUCUCCUGA
Molecule: messenger RNA, 2181 nt
Organism: Acanthosepion pharaonis
Lineage: Eukaryota; Metazoa; Mollusca; Cephalopoda; Sepiida; Sepiidae
Source: the annotation of a GenBank genome assembly